UCCACUCAUCUUUGAUAUACCAACUUAGCAUUCCAUUUGCGACACCGAGCAAAUACCCGGAGACAAGGAGAAGUAAUGGCCGAGUCGGCCGUCGGUGCUGUGCUCGGCAAUGUCAGCACCCUUGCGGUUCAGGAGACCACGCUCCUAUGUGGAGUUAGCCUAGAAGUGGAGUUCCUCAAGGAUGAGCUCAAGCGGCUGCAAGGCUUCCUCCAAGACGCCAACAACAAACGGAGGCGGGGAGAUGAAAGUAUUGUUGUCUUGGUCAGCCAGAUCAGAGAUGUGGCGUAUGAGGCCAACAAUGCCAUUGAAGCCGCUGAGUACAUGCAGAAGAGAAACAGAUUGAAGAAGGGAUUCAUGGGUGCCAUUGCAAGGUAUGCUCGCCUACCAAGUGAUUUGACUACCCUUCACGAAAUUGGUGUCGAAAUCCAACGGAUCAAAAGGAAGAUUUCUGAUAUAUUUGAAAGUGCAAACCGUCUGAAAAUAGUUGAUUUGGGGAAUACUUCAAUAGAAAAUGUUCAUCUUGAUGAUGAGUUCCAACUAGAUUAUGGCCCUAUGCAUCAAAACAUUGAAGAAAUUGUAGUUGUUGGCUUUGAGGGUGAGUACAAAGAAAUAGCGGGGAAGUUAGUGGAGGCAGAGAAGAGCCUUAGUGCUAUCUCCAUCGUUGCUAUGGGUGGGGCAGGAAAAACAACACUUGCUAGAAAAGUCUACACUUCAGAUAGAGUCAAACUACACUUUGAUACAAUUGCUUGGGUUACUGUAUCUCAAAAGUACAAGGUCAUUGAUUUACUAAAGGAUAUUCUAAAACAAAUAGUGGAGAGGAGAGAUGAGUCAAUUGAUAAAAUGGAUGAGUACGAGGUGGGAAAGAAGAUCCAUAAUCUUUUGUUCAAAAAAAGAUACUUAGUAGUUCUUGACGAUGUGUGGGAAACAGAUACAUGGGAGCAAUUAAACAGAACCAUUACUGCCUUUCCAGAUGCAACUAAUGGUAGUAGGAUACUAUUAACCACACGGAAAGAAGAUGUUGCACGUCUUGUUCAGAUGCCAACCUAUGUUCAUUCUUUGAAGAAGUUAGAUGAAGAGAGGAGUUGGGAACUCUUUAGUAGAAAAGCUUUACCAUCGUAUAAAAGGUCUGCUAUAGCUCAUGUGGAUGAGUUUGAAAAACUUGGAAGAAAGCUUGCAAAGAAAUGUGACGGAUUGCCACUUGCACUUGCAAUUUUGGGGGGUUAUCUAUAUAAAAACCUAAAUAAACAAGCAUGGACUGAUAUACUAUUGGAUUGGCCUGCAACAAAAAAUGGAGAGAUGAUGCAAAACAUACUAGCUCGUAGUUACAAGGACCUGCCAAAUCAUUAUUUACGAUCCUGUUUUCUCUAUAUUGCUGCUUUUCCUGAGGAUUACGAAAUUUAUGUGUCGGAUCUUAUGGAAUUAUGGAUAGCAGAAGGCUUCAUUCCACACACACGAAAUCAUAAACUAGAAGAAACAGCACGCAAGUAUGUAGCCGAGUUGGCCCAGAGAAGCCUUGUGCAGGUUACUGGUAGAAGUGAGGCACAUGGAUGGAUUGAGAAAAUAAGGGUUCAUGAUAUUUUACGUGAUUGGUGCAUAGAAGAGGCAAGAAAAGAUAGUUUUCUUGUUGUCAUCGACAAAACUUCAGGCCAAGUUGGUGCAAUAUCAACUGAUAUCACGAUAUCAUAUCGUUACUGUUAUCAGCACUUCAAUGGUCAGAAUUUGCAGGCAUCACGUAAUCUCUGAGCUCUAAUUGGGUUUCAUCUUCGAUCAAUAUCCCUUCCUAAACUCAGAUUUCUUCGUGUUCUUCACAUUGAAGACUCAAGCCUAAGGGAUUCCUCUAGGGCAAUAGGUGGGUGCAUUCAUCUAAGAUGCCUCAAGUUGAUAAGAUGUAGACGUGUGACCCUCCCUUCAUCAAUUGGACAACUCCUUUACUUGCGAACUAUUGAUAUGAGGAACACACAUGCACUGGUACCAAAAUCUAUGUGGAAUAUCCCUUCUCUAAGGCAUGUUUACCUCUCUGAUGAAUUUUUUCCACCAAGGGGUGUGCAUCAAAAUGAGCUCAAGACCUUCCGGUUAAAGCUUACAGUUGAAAAUGCUACUUUUGCCACUAUGGGGAAAGUCUUCAAUCUUGAUAUGAUGAUGUUUUUGGGCCAAAUGACUCAACUAACAGACUUGUCGUUGAGAUGCAAGCCUAAGGUGUGGGUCACAAGGUCACGCAUGCCUUCGGAAAUGGUGAAUAUAUUAGCAAACAUGCCUCACCUAGUUGAUGUUGAGCUCCAUAGAUUCGAUGUGCUUGAUAAGUUUCCUGAGAGCCAUCACUUCCCACAAAGCCUACGAAGAUUCUCUCUAGAAGCUGAUUCCAUUCAACAAGACCCGCUGCCGGUGUUGGAGAAGCUCCCAUGUCUUGUGGUGCUGAGGUUGAGUGGGUACACUGGCCAAACCAUAUCAUGCUCUGACGGGGGUUUUCCUCGUCUCCAGAACUUAUGGCUUACUAGCUUUCAUAACACUAAGGAAUGGAAGAUCGAGGCUGGGUCCAUGCCAAAGCUCUCCCACAUGAUACUCGAUGAGUUCAGUAAGAUGAGAAAGGCCCCCGAGGCAUUGCUGCACCUUCCGUCACUCAAUCUGCUGGAACUAAAUGGUAUGCCCUUGAUUUCUGUUGGAGAAGACAGCACGCAUCGAAGGAGCUGAAGCAGAAAGGAUGCAAGGUGACUGGAGGAUAAACAGUCUGGUGGUUAUGGAGCUUAACUACGAGCAGCGCACAUGUUUAAUUGUUACUGUUCCCUAAUUCCGAAGGCAUUCUUGGACUGCAAGAGAUGAAUGUGUUAUAUCGGGCCUGCAUGUAUCUCUCAGUCUGUCUAUGUGUUCGUUUGAUGAAAUAGGCCUAUAUGUUGUCUUUAAGACGAUUAUUGUGCCUGUAUUUCCGAUUAUUGUAACAAAUAAGAAUGGGGCAUUGGUCUACCCUAACAUGUGCUGCCUUCAAGACGAUUAUUGUGCCUGUAUUUCCGAUUUCUGCAAUGGCAUGCCUUGCAAGUUCGUGUAUUUCUUUCAUGCUCUCUUUUCAUGGUGAGCAGAGCACUCACUGUUAUCAACUCCUCAUGUAAUGUGUGUCUGUAAAGUGGGCUUUGAGAGGAUAAUU
Messenger RNA from Triticum aestivum (bread wheat), 3136 nucleotides. RefSeq names its product putative disease resistance protein At1g50180. Gene Ontology annotation, molecular function: ADP binding. The coding region runs from base 76 to 1743 and encodes 555 amino acids. Gene Ontology annotation, biological process: defense response to other organism. Lineage: Eukaryota; Viridiplantae; Streptophyta; Magnoliopsida; Poales; Poaceae. The transcript is spliced from 3 exons. The record is from RefSeq and is a predicted model, not a curated record.